UCUGCCUUGAUGGCAUUGUGGUCAGAGAAAAUACUUUGUAUUAUUUCAGUGUUUUGGAUUUUGUUGAGCGUUGCUCUGUGGCCUAAGAUGUGGUCUGUUCUAGGAAACGUUCUAUGUGCGUUAGAAAAGAAUGUGUACUUUGCAGCUGUUGGGUGGAGUGUUCUAUAUGUGGAUAUACAAUUCUUUUUUUUUUUUUUUAAUUGUGCUUUUAAGGGAAAGUCUACAAUUCAAGUCAGUUUCUCACACAAAAACUUGUACACACGUUGUUACAUGACCCUAGUUGCUCUCCCUACAAUGUGACAGCACACUCCUUCUUUCCACCCUGUGUUUUCUGUGUCCAUUCAACCAGCUCCUGUCCCUCUCUGACUUCCCAUCUCACCUCCAGACAGGAGCUGCCUACAUAGUCUCAUGUGUCUGCUUGAGCUAAGAAUCACACUUCUCACCAGUAUCAUUUUAUGUCUUAUAGUCCAGUCUAAUCUUUGUCUGAAGAGUUGGCUUUGGGCUAAUAGAGAGUCCGGGGGCCAUGACCUCUGGGGUUCCUCCAGUCUCAGUCAGACUAUUAAGUCUGGUAUUUUUACUAGAAUUUGAGGUCUGCAUUCUACUUUUCUCCUGCUUCUUCAGGGAUUCUCUGUUGUGUUCCCUGUCAGGGCAGUCAUUGACAAUAGCCGGGUACCAUCUAGUUCUUCCAGUCUCAGACUGGUUUAUGUGGCCCUGUCUUUCUCUUGGGCUUAUAUUUUCCUUGUGUCUUUGGUGUUCUUCAUUUUCCUUUGCUCCAGGUGGGUUGAGACCAAUUGAUGCAUCUUAGAUGGCCGCUUGCUAGCAUUUAAGACCCCAGACGCCACUCACCAAAGUGGGAUAUGGAUCAUUUUCUUAAUAUACUUUGUUAUGCCAAUUGACCUAGAUGUCCCCUGAAACCAUGGUCCCCAGACCCUGCCCCUGCUACUGUGUCCUUCAAAGUGUUUGGUUGUAUUCAGGAAACUUCUUAGCUUUUGGCUGACUUCCCUUGUAUUGUGUGUUGUCCUUCCUUUCGCCUAAAAUAAUUCUUGUCUACUCUCUGAUUAGUAAAUACCCCAUCCCUCCCUCCCUACCCUCAUAACCAUCAAGUAAUGUUUUCGUCGGUGUUUAAACCUUUUCUUGAGUUCUUAUAAUAGUGGUCUCAUACAAUAUUUGUCUUUUUGUGACUAAUUUCACUCAGCAUAAUGCCUUCCAGAUUCCUCCAUGUUAUGAAAUGUUUCACAGAUAUAUCAUUGUUCUUUAUCAUUCCAUUGUGUGAAUAUACCAUAAUUUGUUUAUCCAUUCAUCCAUUGAUGGGCACCUUGUUUUUUUCCAUCUUUUUGCUGUUGUAAACAGUGCUGCUGCAGUGAACAUGGGUAUGCAUGUAUCUAUUCGUGUGAAAGCUCUUAUUUCUCUAGGAUAUAUUCCAAGGAGUGGGAUUGCUGGGUUGUAUGGUAGUUCUAUUUCUAGCUUUUUAAGGAAGCAUCAAAUCAAUUUCCAAAGGGGUUGUACCAUUUUACAUUCCCACCAGCAGUGUAUAAGUGUUCCAGUCUUUCCACAACCUCUCCAGCAUUUAUUAUUUUGCGUUUUUUGGAUUAGUCCCAGCCUUAUUGGGAUGAGAUGGUAAUCUCAUUGUAGUUUUGAUUUGCAUUUCUCUAAUGGCUAAUGGUCAUGAGCAUUUCUUCAUGUAUCUGUUAGCCGCCUGAGUGUCUUCUUUGGUGAAGUGCCUGUUUAUAUCCUUUGGCCAUUUUUUAAUUGGGUUAUUUGUCUUUUUGUUGUUGAAGUUUUGCGGUAUGUUGUAGAUUUUAGAGAUUAGAUGCUGAUCAGAUUUGUUGUAGCCAGAAAUUUUCCCCAGUCUGUAGGUUGUCUUUUUACCCUUUUGAUGAAAUCUUUGGAUGAGCAUAACUGUUUGAUUUUUAGGAGCUCCCAGUUAUCUAGUUUCUCUUCUGGUGUUUGUGCAUUGCUAGUAAUGUUUUGUAUACUGUUUAUGCCAUGUAUAAGGGCUCCUAGCAUUGUCCCUAUUUUUUCUUCUAUGAUCCUUAUCAUUUUAGAUUUUAUAUUUAGGCCUUUGAUCCAUUUUGAGUUAGUUUUUGUGUAUGGUGUGAGGUAUCGAUUUUGUUUCAUUUUUUUGCAGAUGGAUAUUCAGUUAUGCCAGCACUGUUUGUUAGAGACUGUCUUUUCCCCAUUUAAUGGACUUUGAGCAUUUGUCAAAUAUCGUCUGCUCAUAGGUGGAUGAAUUUAUAUCUGGAUUCUCAGUUCUGUUCCAUUGGUCUAUGUAUCUGUUAUACCAGUACCAGGCUGUGUUGACUACUGUGGCAGUAUAAUAGGUUCUAAAAUCAGGCAGUGUGAGGCCUCCUGCUUUGUUGUUCUUUUUCACUAAUGCUUUACUUAUCUGGGGCCUCUUCCCUUUCCAUAUGAAGUUGGUAGUUUUUUUCUCCAUUUCAUUAAAAAACGCCAUUGGAAUUUGGAUCCAGAUUGCAUUGUAUCUAUAGAUUGCUUUGGGUAGAAUGGACAUUUUCACAAUGUUGAGUCUUCCUAUCCAUGAGCAAGGUAUGUUUUUCUACUUUGGACGUACAAUUCUUGAUUGACAGUAUUUUUUACUUUUAGCACAUUUCAUAGGUACCCCAUAUCAGAAUGAGCAAGUUCCCUUCUAUUCCUAAUUUGCUGAGUUUUUGUUUUUGUUAUCAUGCAUUAAUGCUGAAUUUUAUCAAAUGUAUCUGUUGAGAUGAUCAUUUGGUUUAUCUUUAUUCUGUUAAUGUAGUGAAUUAUAUUGAUUUAUUUUGAAAUGUUAAAUCAACCUGGCAUUCCUGGAAUAAUUUCUAUUUGAUCGUGAUGUAUAUAACUUUUUGUAUACUCUUAGAUUUGAUUUGCUAGUAAUUUGUUGUGAAUAUUUUGUAUCUAUGAUCAUGAGGAUUUUUUUUUUUUUUUUUUUGGUCAUGUCUGUCAUGUUUUGGUGUCAGCAUUAUGCUGGCCUCAAAAAAUGAGUUGAUAAGAGUUCUCUCCUGUUUCUGAAGGCAUUUGUUUAAGAUUAAUGUCAUUUUUCCUUGAAUGUUUGGUAGAAAAGCCAUCUCACCCGGGAAUUUUCUUUGUCGGACCGUUUUUUGUUCAUGUUUAAUACACAUUCAAUUUCCUUAACAGAUAUAGGCCUGUUUAGAUUUUCUGUUUCAUCUUGCAUCAAUUUGGGUAAGUUUUAUUUUUCAAAGCGUUUGUCCAAGUCAUCUGACUUCUCCUAUUUCUUGACAUAAAGCUGUUCAUAACAUUAUUAUCUUUUUAUCUAUUUCAUGCCUGUAGGAGAUGAACCUCUGUCUUGUUGCUGAUUAGGGUGAUUUGAGCUGUCUUUAUUUCUUGGUCAGUCUGGUUAUUGUUUAUCAAUUUUGUUGUUCUCAAAAAUCAACUUUUGGCUUUGUUAAAAUUAUUGUUUUCUAGUUCACUGAUUUCUGCUCUUUAUUAGUCCUUCCAUGUAUAUUGGGCUACUCUUUUAGCUUCAUAAGGUAGAACCUUAGGUCUUAAUUUUAUACCUCUCUUCUUUUCUGAUGGAGCCCUGGUGGUGCAGUGGUUAAGAGCUAUGGCUGCUAACUAAAUGGUUGGCAGUUCAAAUCCACCUGCCGCUCCUUGGAAGCCCUAUGGGGCAGUUUUACUCUGUCUCAUAGGGUCACUAUGAGUCAGAAUCGACUCAGCAGCAAUGGGUUUUUUUUUUUUUUUUCUUUUAGUCUUUUCUGAUAUAAGUAUUUUUAAACCAAUACAUGCUUUAGCCACAUUCCACAAAUUUAAAUAUGUUGUAUUUUCAUUAUUGUUUUUGUGUGCUGUCAAGUCGAUUCUGACUUAUAGCAGACCUAUUGGACAGAGUAGAGCUGCCCAGUAGUGUUUCCAAGGAGCUGCUGGUGGAUUCGAACUGCCGACCUUUUGGUUGGCAGCCAAGCUCUUAACCACUGCACCACCAGGGCUCCAUUUUCAUUAUUAUUCAAUUUAAAAUACUUUCAAAUUUUCCUUGUAAUUUCUUCUUUGAUCUUCAUUUUAUAUAGAAGUGUGUUGUUUAUUAUUAAACAGUUGAGGCUUUCCUCCAUAACUGUUGGAUUUCUAAUUUAAUUCUAUUAAGGUUAGAGAACAUAUUGUGUAUGAUUUCAACCCAUUUAAGUUUAUGGAAACUUGUUUUAAGACCCAACAUGUGGCACGUCUUGGUGAAAGUACCAUAUACACUUGAAAAGAAUACACAUUCUACAUUGUUAGGUAUUCUGUCAGUAUCAGUUAGGUCAUGGUGGUUGGUAGUGUUGCUUAAAUCGUAAAUACUUGGAUGCAUUUUUUAAAACUAUUCUGUCAAUUUCUGGGAUUUGUUGUUUUUAGGUGCCAUCAAGUCAGUUCCAACUCAUGGCAACACUGUGUACAACAGAGCAAAACACUGCCCAGUCCUGUGCCAUCAUCACAAUCAUUGUUAUGUUUAAGCCCAUUGUUGCAUCCACUGUGUCAAUCCAUCUCACUGAGGGUCUUCCUCUUUUUCACUGACCCUCUACUUUACCAAGCAUGGGUCUUUCUCCAGGGACUGAUUCCUCCUGACAACAUGUCCCAAGUGUGUGAGACGUAGUCUCGCCAUCCUUGCUUCUAGGAAGCAUUCUGGUUGUACUACUUCUAAGACAGAUUUGUUCGUUCUUUUGGCAGUCCAUGGUAUAUUCAAUUUUCUUCUCCAGCACCACAAUUCAAAGGUGUCAGGUCUUCUUCGGUCUUCUUUAUUCACUGUCCAGCUUUCACAUGAAUAGGAGGUGACUGAAAACACCAUGGCUUGGGUCAGGUGCACCUUAGUCUUCAAAGUGACAUCUUUGCUCUUCAACACUUUGAAGAGGUCCUUUGCAGCACUUUGCCUAAUGCAGUGCACCUUCUCAUUUCCUGACUGCUGCUCCCAUGGGUGCUGAUUGUGACUCUGAGUAGAAUGAAAUCCUUGACAACUUCAGUCUUUUCCCUGUUUAUCAUGAUGUUGCUCAUUGGUCCAGUUGUGAGGAUUUUUGUUUUCUUUAUGUUGAGGUGUCAUCCAUACUGAAGGCUGUGGUCUUUGAUCUUCAUCAGUAAGUGCUUCAAGUCCUCUUCACUUUCAGCAAGCGAGGUUGUGUCAUCUGCGUAACGCAGGUUGUUAAUGAGUCUUCCUCCAGUCCUGAUGCCCCGGUCUUCUUCACAUAGUCCAGUUUCUUGGAUUAUUUGCUCAGCAUAGAGAUCAAAUAAGUAUGGUGAAGGGAUACAACCCUGAUGCCCACCUUUCCUGACUUGAAACCAGGCAGUAUCCCCUUUUUCUGUUUGAAAGACUGCUUCUUGAUCUAUGUACAGGUUCCUCAUGAGCACAAUUAAGUGUUCUGGGAUUCCCAUUCUUUGAAAUGUUGUCCAUAAUUUGUUAUGAUCCACAGAGUCGAAUGCCUUUGUGCGGUCAAUAAAACACAGGUAAACAUCUUUUCUGGUAUUCUUUGCGUUCAGCCAGGAUCCAUCUGACAUCAGCAGUGAUAUCCCUGGUUCCACAUUCUCUUCUGAAUCCAGCUUGAUUUUCUGGCAGUUCCCUGUCGAUACACUGCUGCAGCCACUUUUGAAUGAUCUUGAGCAGAAUUUUACUUGCAUGUGAUAUUAAUGAUACUGUUCGAUAAUUCCCACAUUUGGUGUGAUCACCUUUCUUGGGAAUAGGCAUAAAUACAGAUCUCUUCCAGUCUGUGGGCCAGGUAGCUGUCUUCCAAGUUUCUUGGCAAAGACAAGUGAGCGCUUCCAGUGCUGCAUCUGUUUGUCGAAACAUGUCAACUGGUAUUCCCUCAAUUCCUGGAGCCUUGUUUUUCACCAAUGCCUUCAGUGCAGCUUGGACUUCUUCCUUCAGUACCAUUGGUUCCUGCUCAUAUGGUGCCUCUUAAAACGGUUGAACGUCAACCAGUUCUUUUUGGUACAGUGACUGUGUAUUCUUUUCAUCUUCUUUUGAAAGAUUAAUAUCUUCCCUGUAGAAUCCUUCAAUAUUGCAACUCGAGGUUUGAAUUUUUUCUUCAGUUCUUUCAGCUUGAGAAAUACAGAGUGUGUUCUUUCCUUUUGGUUUUCCAUCUCUAGGUCUUUGCAUAUGUCAUUAUAAUACUUCAUCUUUCUUCUUGAGCUGUCCUUUGAAAUAUUCUGUUCAACUCUUUUACUUCAUCGUUUCUUCCUUUCACUUUAGCUACUCAACAUCCAAAAGCAAGUUUCAGAGUCUCUUCUGACAUCCAUUUUGGUCUUUUAUUUAUUUAUUUAUGAGAUAGGGGUGUUAAAAUUUUCUCUGCUUGUGGAGUUGCCUCUUUCUCCUUUGAUCUCUUUUUGCCUCAUGUGUUUGGAAGCUCUGUCUUUAAAGUGUCUCUCGUAGACAGCAGUUUUACCCAUUCCGAUUAUCUCUGCCUUGUAAUUGGAGCCUUUAGUCUGCUGACAUUGAAUUAUUGCUAUGAUUAGGUUUAGGUCUUGUAAUUUAUCACUUCCUUUCUGCUUGUUCCCUCAGGGUUUCUUCUCCUUUUCUCUUUCCUCCCUUUGCAUCAUUGAAUAUUUUUAAGAGUUUCAUUUUAAUUUUUCUCUUAGCUUUUUAGCUAUACCUCUUUGCAUUUUUUUAUGUAAUGGUUACUCUAGGGAUUACAACAUACAUCUCUAAGUUUUCACAGACUACUUGGGGUAGCAAUAUUGUAGCACUUCAGGAGAAUGCAGAGACUUUGCCCCAGACAGACCCUUUGUGCUGUAGUGCCAGGUAUACCAUGUCUAGUACCUUAUAAACCCCACAAGACAGCACCUGAAAAUCCGUCAGCUUCACAUGCAGAAUUCUGGUCUACUCUUUUUGAUGCCUCCCUUUUUGUCUUAUAGAUUAGCUUAAUAUGGCCGACCAGAGGCAGCGCUCUCUCUCCACCUCUGGGGAGUCGCUGUACCAUGUGCUGGGGCUAGACAAGAACGCGACCUCGGAUGACAUUAAGAAGUCCUAUCGGAAACUUGCCUUGAAGUAUCACCCUGACAAGAACCCUGAUAACCCAGAGGCUGCGGACAAAUUCAAGGAGAUCAACAAUGCCCAUGCGAUCCUCACAGAUGCCACAAAAAGGAACAUCUAUGACAAGUAUGGCUCCCUGGGCCUCUAUGUAGCUGAGCAGUUUGGCGAGGAGAAUGUGAACACCUACUUCGUGCUCUCCAGUUGGUGGGCCAAGGCCCUCUUCGUCUUCUGCGGGCUCCUCACCUGCUGUUACUGCUGCUGCUGCCUGUGCUGCUGCUUCAACUGCUGCUGUGGCAAGUGCAAGCCGCGGCCGCCCGAGGGCGAGGAAGCCGAGGUCUACGUGUCGCCCGAGGACCUGGAGGCGCAGCUGCAGUCGGACGAGCGGGAGGCCACAGACACGCCCAUCGUGAUCCAGCCUGCGUCCGCCACGGAGACCACCCAGCUCACGGCCGACUCCCACCCCAGCUACCAUACUGACGGGUUUAACUAAGUCUGCGACUGCUGCGAGUAGACGGAGCAGCGCACACGGCCACCCCCACCUAGACCACAGACUGUAGGGCAGAGCGGGCGCACCCUGGUGGGGGAGGGCAGUGCCCCCCCGGGUGCCUGGCACCUCCCGCCCACCCGCCCGGCGCCCCACCCACCGUACCCUGACUCGUGACGUGCGUAGCAUGCAGUAUUUAAAGCAGUUUCGCUACGGUCUUCCUCUUCCUCUUUCUUUCCUCUUUAAUAGCAUGUAUGGGGUGAUGUUCGUUAUCUGUCCGUGUCGUGGGGGGUCCCGUGUCAGCCCCGCAGUGGUACCUCCUGUGUUCUGAGCACUGGAACCAGCCCGGCGGCUCGGCCUGGCUCCGGGGAGACCCCCUCCUCCCUGGGGCCAUGUGCCCUCGCCCGGCUCCACCCUAGCCCCUGAGCACUGGACAGUGAGGCCCCCAUGCCCCGUGUCUGUGUCGGGCAGUUUGCACAGGACCUGCUCACCUUUGUUUACCGCACCUGUGGUCAGGCUCCCGUGGGUGAAGUUGUGUGGAAAGCCUAGGAGAGUCCCUCUUGAUGUUGAAACCCAAUUCUUCGCCCUGUGUUUGUGGCUGUAGCUUCUGUGUCUCAGCGACUCUGAGGUUCCUGUCCCUCUGGAUGUCCCCUCGCCUGUGCUGUGUUUUCCACCCCUCCUCCCCACCCCCAGCGGGGCAGGUGGGUGCCCAUCAGGUGGGGUGGCGGCCACAUUCCACAAUCCUCCCUGCACAGUCCACUCCACAUUCCUUCAAGCCCCUGUACUUUUGUAAUUUUCUGGACCUUCAAGAACCACAGUGGUAGCACCAGCCCCAGCUCACCAGGAUUGGGUGGGCUGAGCUUUCAGGGUUUCGGGUUUCAUAGGCCUUGGGAAUGAAGGCAGGGUGCCCCAGGCCUGCCCACCCACCCCGCUUCGCCACCGCACCCAUCUCCAGCAGGAGCCCUCCCCUCCUCCGUGUGUCCCCAGUGUGGCCAGUGACCCUGACCACCAGGCACUGAGGGAACACGGGUUGUGGGUUCUGAGAUGUGCUUGUGGCACCCUCAGAGGACGCCUUCUUGCACUCCAGCUCGCAUGUGCUGGAGUACCUGCCCCUGAAGCCCGCUGCCUGCCCGCCCCCCUCCACCUUCACCUGCCCGCCCAGGGCCUGGAGAGGGUUAGCUUGACCCAACCAGGAAAUGGCCAAAAAGACAGUGAUGUGAAGACAGCCAGGGUCUUGGCACCGAGGCACCCGGGGGUGUCUGGCAGAGCUGCCUCGGCGGUGGUGACACUGCAGAUGGCACAGGGCUGUGCAUACUGGGCCUGGGUGCACUUGUCUGUCCCACUGUGCUUUAGUUUUUGCUCAUUAAAAUGAUCAUGAAGACAUUCAGUGAGAAGGAAGAUACACACUACAAUAUUAAAUUGGGACAGUUUUGUCAAAUUCAGACCUCCCGAGGAGGAAAAGUCCAUCCUGAUGGCAGCAUGCUUGGCCCACCUGGAGACAGGAAAGAAGGGAGACGGUAGAGUGACCCUGUGUGCCAAUUCCAAACACAACCACCACAAAGAAUUUGGCUUGAGAUGUGUGCUGUGAUAAGCCCAUGUAACAUCUCUGGAAAUAACUUAGUUGAGUGAGUUUCUUUUCCCCAGAAUGGCCAGGAACCAAGUUCAGACUUAGACUUGAGUUCCCUGUGAGGUAGAAAGCCACACUGCAGCAAAGACGGUAGGACUGCUGCCCGGGGGUCUGUGCCCAGGGGGUCCUGGCCCUGUGGGGUCUGGAUCUCCACAUCCCCCCACCCCCUGCCCCCACCCUCCGCCACAUCUGCUCCGCCCAGUCCUAUCCACUGGCAGCUCUGGUGGGAACUUAGCCCUUUUCUCGUGUGUCAAAGUGAGUCCCAGUCAGAGUUCCAUCCACGCUCCUUAGCAUCCCUGCCUUUUAUGGGAGCAGGCGUGGAGUGUGUCGGCCCAGGUCCUUCUCUGUAGAAUUUGUAAAAACUAAAUAAAUGAUGAUGACGACUACGA
Molecule: messenger RNA, 9437 nt
Organism: Loxodonta africana (African savanna elephant)
Lineage: Eukaryota; Metazoa; Chordata; Mammalia; Proboscidea; Elephantidae
Gene: DNAJC5
Product: DnaJ heat shock protein family (Hsp40) member C5
Exons: 4
Coding region: 6831-7427 (198 amino acids)
Biological process (GO): regulation of synaptic vesicle cycle
Cellular component (GO): intracellular membrane-bounded organelle; membrane; presynapse
Source: RefSeq, a predicted model, not a curated record